Molecule: messenger RNA, 2038 nt
Organism: Humulus lupulus (European hop)
Lineage: Eukaryota; Viridiplantae; Streptophyta; Magnoliopsida; Rosales; Cannabaceae
Exons: 2
Coding region: 107-2008 (633 amino acids)
Source: RefSeq, a predicted model, not a curated record
UUCACUCUCUCUAUUUCUUUCUCUCAUCCCUCAUUUACAGCCAUUUUUUCACAGCUCGGAGGUGGAACGAAUUGGAAGUUUCUUGGCGUUUUUAAGAGAAAAAAUCAUGGGUUCCAGAGUUAAUAUAAUUGUUUCUUACAACGGUGUUUGGGAACAGAAAGGAGAAAAAUGGAAUUUCAAAGCUGGUUCGAACACUAUAAUACAUGUACCAAUUGAUGUUGGUUACAUAGAAUUAUUGGAGAAGUUGUAUUCAAAGUUGAAAGUGGAUAGGUCAUUGUUUGACUUAAAGUUGGAAGUGUCGUUUACAUGCAAUGAUUUUAGUGUAGAUCCCAUUGAAAUCACAGAUGAUGAAGGAGUUAGUGCUCUUAUUCUUGAAAAUUCAAAGUCCUUAAAACAUCGGGUUCCUUUAUGCGUUAAUUCGAUUGCAAAGAACAUUGCUCUUAUUGAUCCAUCUCCUAGAGCGAGUGUUAAUAUGGAAAAUCAUAAUCAAUCAUGCACGGCUAUUCCACAAACAGCUACUGGGCCAAGUGUAUGCAUGGGAGGUCCUAGUCAUAAUGAAACUUUUUUUCCCCCAACAAAUCUCCCGCAUGAUGAUGGGUAUGAGUAUGAGCCUUAUGUCAAUGACGAUCCAGUUGCCCUUUUUGGUGAUGAUGAUGAAAGAGUUGAGGGGUGCAGUAGUUCUGAUGAUAACUCAGAGGAUCAGUUGUCGAUGCUACAUGUGGUUCAAGUAGAUAAUUUAAAUGUACGACCAUUGCCAAGUCGUCAAGAAAGCCAAGGACGGAGGACUGCUGGAUCAGAGAGCAGUCGUCCAACUACACAAGAUGAUGGAAAUAGAUGGAGUUCUCCAGCGUAUACUGCUGAAGAUAUCCCAUGCCCCUCUUAUGUUAUCCCCACGUUAUCUGGGGUGAGUUGUGGAGUAAUAAAAGUUGGGAAAGUUUUUGAGAACAAGUUAGAGUUGAAGACGAAGGCACACUUGUAUGCAAUGAAGCAGAACUUCGAGUUUGUGGUGAAGAAGUCAGGUACUGAAGUUUGGUAUAUCACUUGCAAGGAUCCUGAUUGUGGGUGGAGAUUGAGGGGGAAGAGAAUUCCUAAAUCUGAUAUGUUCGAGAUAACUCGUUUCACCAACAAACACACUUGCUCACUUGACCUCCGACAUAAAGGCCAUCGCCAAGCUGCACCUUGGGUUAUUGGUCAUUGCAUAAAGAAAAAAUAUCAGACUGGAUCGAAUGCGUACAUGGCAAACAACAUAAGAGAGGACAUUAAGAAUGAUUAUGGCAUUGAGUUGUCAUAUGGAAAAGCUUGGAGAUGCCGAGAGAAGGCUCUUUCUUAUGUCAGAGGGACACUGGAAGCAUCCUACCAGAAGUUACCAUCGUACCUGUUCAUGCUUCAACAGAAAAAUCCCGGGACGUUGACAGAUUUUGUCACUGAGGAAGAUCGAUUCAAAUAUUGCUUUUUCUCACUCGGAGUUAGUAGAAGAGGGUUUCGUACAUGUCGUCCUGUGUUAUGUGUGGACGAUACCUUUUUAAAGACAAAAUACGGUGGGCAGAUGUUAUGUGCAGUCGCGCUGGAUGCAAAUAACCAUCUAUAUCCAGUUGCAUUUGGUAUUGUGGAUAGUGAGAAUCAUGAUUCUUGGAAGUAUUUCAUGUCAAAGCUAAAAGAAGCGAUUGGGGAAGUCGAGGACCUGGCGUUUGUAUCUGACAGGCAUGCAAGUAUUACACAUGCCUUGGAAACUAUUUUCCCCGAUGCCUAUCACGGUGCUUGCUACCACCACAUUAGUAUGAAUGUGGUUGCUAAAUUCAAGACUGAUCAUUGUCAUGUGUUGAUGUAUAAUGCGGCAUAUGCUUUUAGGAAAUUCGAGUUCCACGCUAACUUCAAAAAAAUCAAAUCAAAAGACCCAGCCAUUGCUCAAUACCUAGAAGGAAUGGGUUUUGAUAAGUGGUCCCGUGCUUACUUUCCUGGAAAUAGGUAUGUCAUUGUCAAUUGUAUUUUAAUUUAUGAAAUCUUCUAAAUGUAUGUUACUAUUAAAUUUUAGUUUUCU